This is a messenger RNA of Knipowitschia caucasica, 279 nucleotides long. Lineage: Eukaryota; Metazoa; Chordata; Actinopteri; Gobiiformes; Gobiidae. The record is from the annotation of a GenBank genome assembly.
AUGGCUAAGCGCACGAAGAAGGUGGGGAUCGUCGGUAAAUAUGGCACACGUUAUGGUGCGUCGCUGAGGAAGAUGGUUAAGAAAAUUGAAAUCUCCCAGCAUUCAAAAUACACCUGCUCUUUCUGUGGAAAGACCAAGAUGAAGAGGAGGGCAGUUGGUAUCUGGCACUGUGGGUCCUGCAGGAAAACUGUCGCCGGAGGAGCCUGGACGUACAACACAACUUCCGCUGUCACAGUGAAGUCUGCAAUCAGGAGGCUGAAGGAGUUGAAGGACCAGUAA